CGCAAGCCCUUCCUCUUGAAACGCGGAGUAAAACUUUUUCUAGUCACGAAAGGCGGCACUUCGUGUGCCAGAAAUAGGCAAAACUCGCAGAGCCGCUUUUCAGGGAUUGCACACCGAGAGGGGCUCGGAAGCCGGCCUGGCCAAGAGAUCCGUGGCGGUUCGAGCGUUCUUUGAUUCGAGAGUCUGACUAUCGUCAGCACAGUGAUGGGGCUCCGUCUGAGCUCGAGGAUAGCAGCGAUGACGACUAUUUUGAACCCGCAUCGCUAUACCUCGCUGAUGAUUGGACCGAUUGGCGCAGUUACUAUGAAGACCCUUUGUAUUUGAGCUCAGAUAGUGAAUUCGAAGUGGACGAGUUCCUGGUGUCCUAUGAUAUGCGCAAAGAUUGCGAAAAUAUGGAGCAAAGGCACGAAAGGCGACGCUUCUCAGAGGUAAACGUGCGGGAAUCGACAGCACCAGUUGCGGUGCGCGUUCCUUUCAAUGCAAAAGCUCCAGUAAUUCAGGAAAGAAGAAGGCUGUUGCUGAGAAGCAGAAGCGGCGGGGGAAAUUAAAUGAACGACCGACAAAACGCCGACGAAAUUGGCAUGUCAUACAGGAAGCGCUUGUCGAAGGCUAUUAGUACUUGCUAGAAAUUCUGGAUUCGCAGGACUGUUUCAUUAGAAAUGUCAACCGAUUGAGCACAAAUUUUUACCGUUGAAUGACGAGGAAACAAUUAGGACUCUCAAUGCUCUGAUUAGAUGGGUUGAGUGAUCUGAACUAUCGUCGCUUUUCUGAAUGGAGUAGUGGUCUGACCUUAGAGGGGUGUCCCACCAAAGUAUGCAGGAAUGAUUUCAUUUUUAUUUUUUGAGAAUCGACUCAUUCUCUAUUACACAGGAGUAUUCAGUUUCGUUUUGUGUCUGUGCGUUCGUUAAGAUGACUACUUUCUAGUUUUAACUUUUUGUUUAUCUUGCUCUCGGUGCUGUUGUAUAGGCUUGGAAGUUUCAUAGAGGAUAUCUGUUUUAUGAGGUUUAGAUUUAUCGGCAACAAAGUCGUCUCAGGAAUCAUGCUAGUUUUCUUUGGGUUCCUGCUGCCUCAUAUAAUGAAGUAACUAUGUAUAUGAAUUCGCUUUCUGUAUGGGAAGUAUGAACAAUAUUAGUAUUUAUAUCAGCCACAGCAUUGCGCUGCCUUGUACAGACUUUCCAUAAAGUGAAAUCUCACUGCAUGAAUAUCAAGAAAAUUACAUCGUAUUUUAUUCUCGAGUAUACGGUAGACUCUUCACAAAGGCAAAUAUGUCGUUAUUUACUGCUAGAGAUCUCUGGCCGCCUGAUCGAUGCGGCUUCGUGUCCGCGAAGAAGCAGUGCGUGCACGAACAGU
Amoebophrya sp. A25 is the source of this 1350-nucleotide messenger RNA. The record is from the annotation of a GenBank genome assembly. Lineage: Eukaryota; Dinophyceae; Syndiniales; Amoebophryaceae.